Molecule: messenger RNA, 2701 nt
Organism: Delphinapterus leucas (beluga whale)
Lineage: Eukaryota; Metazoa; Chordata; Mammalia; Artiodactyla; Monodontidae
Gene: ATF3
Product: activating transcription factor 3
Biological process (GO): regulation of transcription by RNA polymerase II
Cellular component (GO): nucleus
Molecular function (GO): DNA-binding transcription factor activity, RNA polymerase II-specific; RNA polymerase II cis-regulatory region sequence-specific DNA binding
Source: RefSeq, a predicted model, not a curated record
CUCGCUUUCAUUCUCUUUGCGCCCCUCUGGUAACCAGUCGCCGGCCCCUGCGCCCACCCCCGACACUUGCCCCCCGCCUCUGGCUUCGAAAGAACUCUGGCUGAACUUCUCCCAGCCACCACUGCUUCUCGGCGCUUUAGAAACUUUAUCGCAAAGAACUUUCUCUUUUGACCUGGGGCGCGAAAUGCUCCUGGCAACCGAGAGGUCGGGCUCCCGCUCCUCCACUGGCGUCGGAGCACAGCUCCUCUCCGCCCUUGCGUUUACUUACCCCCUGGGAGCGGUCGACGGCUGGUGGGUGCUCAGGGUGUCCGAGCCUAUCGGGCUCGCCGACCGGCUCCAUUCCUUGCUCUGUGCGCGGGCACUGCCACUCGCGAGCCCAGCCUUCCCGAGAGGCGCGGAGGCCGGUGCUCGCGGAAGGGCUGCCCCAGGGGCGGAACGGAAUGAAUGGGGAAGGAGCGGGCGAGCCGGGGUCGCGCGCGCGGCCGCUGGGGGUCGCCCUGCCCGCCCCGGAGCGCCGGGAGGCAGGACAGCGCCGGUAGCCCGGAGCGAAAGUUAGUUGGCAAAAUGAUGCUUCAACACCCAGGCCAGGUCUCUGCCUCGGAAGUCAGUGCCUCUGCCAUCGUCCCCUGCCUGUCCCCUCCUGGGUCACUGGUGUUUGAGGAUUUUGCUAACCUGACACCCUUUGUCAAGGAAGAGCUGAGGUUCGCCAUCCAGAGCAAGCACCUCUGCCACCGGAUGUCCUCGGCGCUGGAGUCAGUCACUGUCAGCAGCAGACCCCUCGAGAUGUCAGUCACCAAAGCCGAGGUAGCCCCUGAAGAAGAUGAAAGGAAAAAGAGGCGACGGGAAAGAAAUAAGAUUGCAGCUGCCAAGUGCCGAAACAAGAAGAAGGAGAAGACAGAGUGCCUGCAGAAGGAGUCAGAGAAGCUGGAGAGUGUGAAUGCCGAACUGAAGGCCCAAAUUGAGGAGCUCAAGAAUGAGAAGCAGCAUUUGAUAUACAUGCUCAACCUGCACCGGCCCACAUGCAUUGUCCGGGCUCAGAACGGGAGGACUCCAGAAGAUGAGAGAAACCUUUUUAUCCAACAGAUAAAAGAGGGAACAUUGCAGAGCUAAGCAGACGUGGUAUGGGGCAACUGCGGAGUCCUCAUCGAAUCCUCCUUUUACAUCCGAAACCCUGAAGCCAUUGGAGAUCUGACUUCCUGUGCACCUCUUGAAUCCCAGCAGCAAAGAACCAUCAAGGUGGGAGGGCCCUCGGUGACUUUCCACUCUACCCCAGAGUGGACUUUGGACCAGGGCAACAAGGGCAUCUUUUUCCUCAACUCCAGAAUUUAGGCCUUAACAUCUUGGCCUUCCUUGGAUUCUCCAGAUGGCCCCUGGUUAGGGUCCUGCCUGCCUUUCUUCUGGAUGCUGCAAAAACCAGGCCUCCCACCAUUAGGAUUCAUGCAGAAGCAUCAUCUGUACCUUGGGUGGGUGGGGUGGGGCCACCUCCUCUGCUGCCGCUGCCACUGUCACUUGUAGGGGACGUGGAGUGAGAAUGGCAUUUUGUGAAGCUGUGCGAUGGCUAGGGUUGUGCUUUCUAGCAAAUAUGCUGUUCCGCACAGGAAUUACCGCGUGCAAGGCGUUCGUUUCAAAACUAGGCGUUGUGCUCUUCUGACGUGUGCGCCACACGCCACCACUGUGACUUUCUCAUGACUUUCCUCGGAUCUGGUUUCUGAGAAUUUGCGGGGGCGGGGGGGUGGUGGUGUGUCUAUCAUAUCAGCACAUGCAGUGUCUUGCAAAGUAUUCAGGUGGCCAGAAGAGGUUGUCAGCCCCGGGAGAACAGAAUUGUGCCAGCCUGGACUGACUGCAGUUUUGUGCCAACAGAAAAGGCCUCUUCCCCUUGGCACCCAAGCAUUAACGCACGUCCUCUGUUGCAAACUCAGUUAUAAUGUCACAGGAAGAAAGCAGAAACAGAGUCCAGCUUCCGAAGGGUUAGGAUUCUCUGCUCAGUGACUUAGGUCAGGAAUUUUUUCUAGGCCGGAAGAGCCAAAGAAUAUUCCAUUUUCCUUUUCUUGUGGUUGAAAACCACAAUCAGUGGAGAUGCAUUUGAAGCCAGGUGAUGCCUAGGCUUUAGCAUUAUUAGACGUUAAUGGCAUUGUUUCUGUCAUGCAGAUGUUUGUAGAAAUUGGGCCCAGAGCAUUUAUAGCUGUGAGACAGUCACUCACGCUGGCCACGAGGACUCUGGCUACUGUCUGUUUAAAUUCUGAUGUUUCUGUGAAAUCCUCAGAGUGUUUAAUCCUACUCAGUAGUAUCAUUACAAUUUUCUGUAAAAGAAGAUAUUACUUAUUUAUCCUAGUAUUCCUAACCUGUCAAUAGAAUAAAUAUUGGAACCAAGACAUGGUGAACUUAAGUGUUGUGCUGGUUUGUGUUCUUUUAAAUUGGUUGUUUGUUGAGAUCUAACCAUUCCCCUCCCCUCUUCUUUGGAGAUGGUGGUGUAGGGGGUGGUCUCGGCUUUAAAUAUUCUGCAGGUGUUGUUCUUUGUUCUCUGGGGUGCCACUAGGUGAGAUUUUUGACUUUCAAUCCUGUUCCUCAGUCUGUGGUUUCUGAUGCUCAAUUUCUCAUUGACAAACCCUAGGACACAACAGCAAGCAUACCCUUUAGAUUGUUUGGUAUUAAGAUAGAAUUUUGGGGGCUUCCCUGGUGGCGCAGUGGUUAAGAAUCCGCC